Aspergillus ochraceoroseus IBT 24754 is the source of this 1016-nucleotide messenger RNA. RefSeq names its product SDR family NAD(P)-dependent oxidoreductase. Lineage: Eukaryota; Fungi; Ascomycota; Eurotiomycetes; Eurotiales; Aspergillaceae. Gene Ontology annotation, molecular function: oxidoreductase activity. The transcript is spliced from 2 exons. The coding region runs from base 49 to 813 and encodes 254 amino acids. The record is from RefSeq and is a predicted model, not a curated record.
AGAUUUCAUACCUUCUAUACGACAGGACCUUCAUACUAAUCCAGCAAAAUGUCGCUCGACGGAAAAGUUGCCAUCGUUACAGGAGGCGCCAGGGGCAUUGGAGCAGGCAUCGUUCGGAGCUUGAGUCAGAAAGGAGCAAAGGUUGCUUUUAACUAUGUCUCUCCCUCCUCAAAAGCUGCCGCAGACGCCCUAGUUGACGAGAUCCGUCGAUACAACGAAGCCAUCGCAAUUCAAGCAGACAUCACAGAUAUGUCCGCGCCAAACGCCAUCGUCCAAGCCACGCUCGCGGCUUUCAAGACGGACAAGAUCGAUAUCCUAGUCAACAACGCAGGAGCAGGAGAUAACAGACCACUGGAAGAAGUGACGCUCGAUAUCUACAAUCAAUUGAUGGACGUCAAUGUGCGCGCAGUGAUCUUCAUGACUCAAGCUGUGCUCCCAGUCAUCAGUCGUGGUGGGCGCAUCAUCAACCUCUCGUCCAUCUCAGCCCGGGGGGGCUACCCUACGCAAUCCGUUUAUGCAGCGAGUAAAGCGGCGGUAGAGGGUCUAACGCGAGUCUGGGCAACGGAGUUGGGCCACAAAUAUGGCGUCACGGUCAAUGCCGUGAACCCUGGCCCGGUCGACACGGACAUGUAUCAAGCUGCGGGUCCAGUGCAUCUGGCACGCAUGGAGGAAGAGAACAAGAAGGUCCCAGCGGGCCAAAGAUGCGGUACGGUGGAGGACAUCGGAGACAUUGUUGCAUUCCUAGCGGAGGAACGGUCUCGAUGGAUAACGGGGGAUGUGGUGUGUGCAAAUGGAGGCCUACUCUAUACUUGAGGCUUGGAUAGAAUUCAAACAUCAUAGCCAAUGCGGUAUAUUGACAUUAAACACAUAGCUUGCAUGUUCCUGGAGAGGGCCGGGAAUCCCCCGAAGGUGGGAAAUGCUUGAAUCAUUCGGAGAUAGCUCCGUCAACCCACUGCUGCCAACUGGUGGAGAUGGCGUUCUAGAAAGAGCAAAUAUGAAGAUAUAUACAUUUCAAC